This is a messenger RNA of Linum tenue, 561 nucleotides long. The record is from the annotation of a GenBank genome assembly. NCBI's taxonomy places the organism in Eukaryota, Viridiplantae, Streptophyta, Magnoliopsida, Malpighiales, Linaceae.
CUGUGGUUUACUUUUCAGGCGUCACAAGACAAAAAGAGCUUGGAUGUCGGGGCGAAUCUUUUCAUCGGAAACCUUGAUCCUGUAGGUUUAUUCGUUCGAUUUCUCAAUUGUAGGGAAUGUGGACCACGUCAGCCCAUUCCUCAAGCUGGAGGUCAUCCCGUCGACCUCCCAUCCCACGCACCGGCCGUCCACCUCCGAUGCCCUUACAACAACCGCUACCUGAUGGUCGUCCCACAAAGGGAGCAUCUCGUCAUCGCCGGCGAAACCGAGAUGAGAGACGACCCCAACGACCAGACGUCCACGCUCUUCUACCCUUCCUUCCCGUCCUCCACCGACAACCUCGAGUACUUCAGGUACUUCCCUUAUGAGUCGUACGACGAGACGAUGGCUCGCAAGGACGAGGAGAUCAAGGCGAUUACGGAGUCGUUGGAGGAGUUCAAGGGGAGCAAUGGUGAGAGUCUGAGUCCUGAAGAGUUGAUUGGGCAGCUGAGGGAGAGGAUAGCCGAGCAGAACAGGGAGCUGGAGGAGUUGUACGAUCAGAUCGGUGGUCGGCCUAGCUAA